This is a messenger RNA of Rhipicephalus sanguineus (brown dog tick), 566 nucleotides long. RefSeq names its product NADH dehydrogenase [ubiquinone] 1 beta subcomplex subunit 11, mitochondrial (gene NP15.6). Lineage: Eukaryota; Metazoa; Arthropoda; Arachnida; Ixodida; Ixodidae. The transcript is spliced from 3 exons. The record is from RefSeq and is a predicted model, not a curated record. The coding region runs from base 20 to 493 and encodes 157 amino acids.
GGUCCUAGACACGACAAACAUGGCGCUCCUGCUGAGGCGAAACCUGCUGCCCCGGCUGGCGAACUUUUACAAAGUGACGCGUUCAGCGGGCGCUUCUAUAUCGACUACACCGAAGAAUAAGGAAGUACCGACGACUACGGCUACGGUGCCGGACACGGUCGGCAGACCGCCCGUAACCGCGGCCGAUUUUGCGGACACCAAACCACGGUACUGGAUCAGCUUUGGCUACAGUGACGAAGACUACCAUGAGGACUCUGAUGCCCAUCACACGCUCAUGUUCACGGGCAUCACGGUGGUCUCGUGUCUCGCCAUAGUUCUCUUCAUGUACACACCCGACUUCAAGGACGUAGACUGGGUCGCGAGAGAAGCCCUCCUGGAGUUGGAGAGACGCGAGAAGCUGGGGCUACCACUCGUGGACCCGAACCUGAUUGACCCCAGCCGAAUCAUCCUGCCACCCGAGGAGGAGCUCGAAGACUUUGAGAUCAUACUCUAAGGCAUCGACCAUUCUGCAUAGAGACUGUGGAAUUUGCUUGUGAAUAAAAGUAGCCUCUUUGUUUUUCUCUUUA